Molecule: messenger RNA, 431 nt
Organism: Phodopus roborovskii (desert hamster)
Lineage: Eukaryota; Metazoa; Chordata; Mammalia; Rodentia; Cricetidae
Product: histone H2B type 1-C/E/F/G/I
Exons: 1
Coding region: 2-382 (126 amino acids)
Cellular component (GO): nucleosome
Molecular function (GO): protein heterodimerization activity; structural constituent of chromatin; DNA binding
Source: RefSeq, a predicted model, not a curated record
GAUGCCUGAGCCUGUAAAGUCCGCGCCCGCCCCGAAGAAGGGCUCCAAGAAGGCCGUGACCAAGGCGCAGAAGAAGGACGGCAAGAAGCGCAAGCGCAGCCGCAAGGAGAGCUACUCGGUGUACGUGUACAAGGUGCUGAAGCAGGUGCACCCCGACACGGGCAUCUCCUCCAAGGCCAUGGGCAUCAUGAACUCGUUCGUCAACGAUAUCUUCGAGCGCAUCGCGGGCGAGGCUUCCCGCCUGGCGCAUUACAACAAGCGCUCGACCAUCACGUCCCGGGAGAUCCAGACGGCCGUGCGCCUGCUGCUGCCCGGGGAGCUGGCCAAGCACGCCGUGUCCGAGGGCACCAAGGCCGUCACCAAGUACACCAGCUCCAAGUGAGCGCGAUGAACUCGCUCUUGACUCAAAGGCUCUUUUCAGAGCCACCCAA